Messenger RNA from Tachyglossus aculeatus (Australian echidna), 945 nucleotides. RefSeq names its product olfactory receptor 51V1-like. Gene Ontology annotation, cellular component: membrane. Gene Ontology annotation, molecular function: olfactory receptor activity; G protein-coupled receptor activity. The transcript has a single exon. Lineage: Eukaryota; Metazoa; Chordata; Mammalia; Monotremata; Tachyglossidae. The record is from RefSeq and is a predicted model, not a curated record. Gene Ontology annotation, biological process: G protein-coupled receptor signaling pathway. The coding region runs from base 1 to 945 and encodes 314 amino acids.
AUGUCUACUCUCCACCCCUCCAACUUCAGGACUUCUACCUUCCGUCUCCUGGGCUUCCUGGGCCUGGAAUUGGCUUACCCAUGGGUCGCCCUCCUCUUGUCCGCCAUCUACACCAUAGUGCUGCUGGGGAACAGCACCAUCCUCUACAUACUUCGGAUGGAGUGGAGCCUCCACGAGCCCAUGUACUACCUUUUGGCCUUGCUGACCACCACGGACUUGGGCACAGAACUCUCGACGCUGCCCACGGUUUUGGGCGUCCUUUGGGGGCAAUGCCAGAAGAUCAGCCUCGAUUCCUGCAUCGCCCAAGCGUACUUUAUCCAUGGACUGUCCAUCAUGGAGUCCGGUGUCCUCCUGGCCAUGUCUUGGGACCGCUUCAUCGCAAUCUGCAACCCCUUGUGCUACACUUCUCUAGUAACCGGCUCAUCAAUCAUCAAAAUCGGAACAAUCGUUUUAACCAGGUGUUUUCUAUUGACCCUUCCUGCGAUUAUCCGCCUCAGAUUCUUCUUCUAUUGCUGCCCCCAUGUCCUCUCUCAUUCCUUCUGUCUGCACCAGGACCUGCUCCGCUUGACUUGUUCCGACAUUCAGUUCAACAGUUUCUACGCCCUCGGGCUCGUGAUCAGCACUCUUGUCUUGGACUCUGUCCUCAUUCUGGCCUCCUACAUCCUGAUCUUCUGCACCGUGCUGACUGUGGCCUCCUGUGGGAAGAGGCUGAAGUCUCUCCAAACCUGCACCUCUCAUAUCCUCACCAUCUUGGUUUUUUAUUUUCCCGUCAUCGGCCUGACCAUGGUUCACCGUUUUGGAAAGCACCUGACUCCUCUGGUCCACAUGCUCAUGGGCAACGUCUACAUUCUUUUCCCUCCCCUGAUGAACCCCAUCAUCUACGGUAUUAAAACCCAGCAGAUCUGCAAAAGAAUCCAAAGAAUGUUCUACCUAGAAAGGGGCUGA